CAGCGCGUUAGGUCAACAAAAGGAAAUAAUGCGUGCGCGGAGCAAUUCUUUCUGGGCCUCAUCAGCGUCGUGUCUAUAAAUACCGACGCUUCCUCACCCCUCAACGCACCUAAAGAAAAGAGAGAACGAACAGAUAGCGAGAGAGAGAGGUAAAGUGUGAUUCGUCUACCGCAAGAUUCCUUCCUUCUCGUCUCUCGAAUCCUCACUUCACAGGAUCACUGUUUCUGCUGCUGAUAUUAGGUUUGGAGGGUUCUCCGGUAACGCCCCCGUCCCCAUUGAAUCGUCAACCCAUUGCCGGUUCCCUCUUUUACCCCUCCGCCGUUUCCUUCUUCCGAUCGACUUCCUCAGGGGUAGCAGUGGUUUCAGAAUACGCAUGAGCUGUUUGGUGAAGCCUGGUUUCUCAAAUCCCAACAAAACCCUCCUUUCUAAUUUUUGCCCUCUCCUCUUGAGUAUUUUUAAUUCCCGGACGAAAAGCCUCGCCAUCAAUUCUUUGGUCCUCAGAUUAUUGAGAUUGUUGUCGCUGCUUAAUAUUAAUUUUAGUUCGUUGAAUUCCUGUAAUUUCGAUUGCCGUUCUGCCCCGUUAUUUAACCAUGGAAUCGCAAGACAAGAGUGAUCGCAAUCGCCAGAUCCAAAGAGCCUUUUGCUAUUCAAAAGAUGAGAGGAGGCUUGCUGCUUCUCCGUCAGUCAUUGUCAUAGGGGCUGGUUUUGCAGGGCUUGCAGCUGCUCGAGCUCUUUAUGAUGCUUCAUUCCAGGUUGUUGUGUUGGAAUCAAGAGAUAGAAUUGGUGGCCGUGCACACACAGAUUACACGUUUGGUUUCCCAGUUGACUUGGGGGCAUCUUGGUUACAUGGGGUCUGCGACGAGAAUCCUCUGGCACAUGUCAUCGGACGACUUGGGUUACCUCUAUACCGUACAAGUGGGGAUAAUUCGGUCUUAUAUGACCACGAUCUGGAAAGCUACGCUCUCUUUGACAUGGAUGGAAACCAAGUUCCCCAGGAAUUGGUUACAAAUAUUGGAGUGACCUUUGAAGGCAUUUUGAAAGAGACAGAAAAAGUUAGACAGGAAUUUAGUGAAGACAUGUCUAUGAAGCGUGCAAUUUCUAUGGUCUUUGAGAGAAGGCCAGAUUUAAGGAUGGAUGGACUUGGCAAUAAGGUGUUACAGUGGUAUCUAUGCAGAAUGGAGGGUUGGUUUGCUGCUGAUGCUGAUACCAUAUCACUUAAAUGUUGGGAUAAGGAAGAAUUACUUCCAGGUGGCCAUGGUCUUAUGGUGAGGGGUUAUCGUCCUGUGAUAAACACACUAGCAAAAGGUCUUGAUAUCCGCUUAGGUCACAGAGUUGAAAAAGUUGUGAGGCGCUAUAAUGGAGUGAAGGUAACAGUUGAGGAUGGGAGAACAUUUAUGGCCGAUGCUGCAAUUGUGGCUGUGCCACUUGGCGUGCUAAAAUCAAAUCGUAUCACGUUUGAGCCCAGAUUGCCCGAAUGGAAGGAAGUUGCAAUUAAAGAGCUCGGUAUUGGAAUUGAGAACAAGAUUGCUCUUCACUUUGGAGAGAUUUUCUGGCCUAACGUUGAGUUCUUGGGAGUUGUGGCUGAGACUACUUAUGAGUGCAGUUACUUUCUUAACCUCCACAAGGCAACAGGGCAUCCUGUCCUUGUUUACAUGCCUGCCGGGCAAUUGGCCCGGGAUGUUGAGAAGAUGUCUGAUGAGGAUGCUGCGAAGUUGGCAUUCAGUCAACUCAAAAGAAUACUUCCCAAUGCUUCUGAACCGAUUCAAUAUCUUGUUUCACAUUGGGGAAGGGAUGAGAACUCGCUGGGCUCAUACAGCUAUGACACAGUGGGCAAAUCCCAUGACAUGUACGAGAGGCUUAGAAUACCAGUGGACAACCUCUUCUUUGCUGGAGAGGCCACGAGCAUAGAUUACCCAGGGUCCGUACAUGGUGCUUAUUCCACUGGAUUGAUGGCCGCAGAGGAUUGCAGGAUGCGUGUUCUUGAGCGCUUUGGAGAGUUGGAUCUUUUUCAACCUGUCAUGGGCGAGGAUACUCCCGUCUCUGUUCCUCUCUUGAUUUCCCGCAUCUAAAAUUCUGGUUAGGCUAGCACAGAUUGCGCACUGUGUUUUGUGAUAAAACUGGUUAGAAGUUCUCAGUUGUUGCACACAGUAAAUGAUCGAAGCACACACCAGUCCAAACGGCUGAGUGGCGCUAUUAUUAGUGUUGAUGGAGGCAUGUGAACAGUGUUUUGUUCUGUAUGGACUAGAUUUUGUGUCAUGCCUGUUGAAGAACACUUGUUAUUAUUUUAGUGUUAAACUUUUGUUUGUUAUCAGAGAUUUGUUUCCAUUCUAAUUUGCUGCUAUUAAACCUA
Molecule: messenger RNA, 2350 nt
Organism: Cuscuta epithymum
Lineage: Eukaryota; Viridiplantae; Streptophyta; Magnoliopsida; Solanales; Convolvulaceae
Source: the annotation of a GenBank genome assembly